AUGGCGAGCACUGGCAAGCUGAAGGUGCCGGAGACGGCGGAAGAGGCGAAGGAGCUUGUCGCGGUAAUGCGGCAGCUGCCGGACAACCGCGUCUGCUUCGACUGCCCGCAGAAGAACCCGAGCUGGUGCAGCGUGACGUACGGCCUCUUCCUAUGCAUGGACUGCUGCGGCCGCCACCGUGGCAUGGGUGUACACAUCACCUUCAUGAAGUCCGCGGAGCUUGAUAGCUGGCGCCCGCAAGAGGCACUGCGUGUGGCGCUUGGCGGCAACAGCAGGGCGAAGCAGUUCCUGAAGCAGCAUGGCAAUAUGGACCCCAAGUCCUUCUACACCUCCCCCGCCGCCGCGCUGUACAAGCGCAUGGUUGACAAGGCCGUGAACGGCUUUAUGGACAACGGGCAGCUACCGUCGGCGUCGCCCGUGCCGCAGCUGGCGUCCGAGGCGUCGCCGCAGCCGGGCAACUGUGCUUCUCCGACGUUCUUCGGCACCGCCGCCCCCGCUGGGUCAUCCCUGUCGCCUACCCCCAGCGCCAGCCCCGACGUGACGGCACAGGGCAGCCCCGUGACCGUGGCGUCGGUCGUGGCGAUCUCCUCCAAGCCCACCGGCCUCGGGACGAAGAAGCUCGGUGGCAGCGGCGCGGCGCUUGGCGCGAAGGGGAGGAAGAAGGGCUUCGGCGGUAUCGCCCGCGUCGAGGGCACCAUCGAGGAGUCCACGCGGCCGGUGCCUGAAGAGCUGCUGUAUGACCGCGAGGCAGAGCAACGCAAAGCCGCCGAGGCAGAGAUGGAGCGCCAGCGCCAGGCAGACCUGGCUGCCGCCGCCGCCCGCGCGGUGGACCCAAGCAUGCUUGGUCGCGGCGAACCGCAUGCACCGAAGGUGCCACAGGCGCCGCGCCAGACCGGCUUCAUCGGUAAGAGCGCAGAGAACGUCAACGGCGAUCUCUUCGACGACACGAACGUGCCGACGACGACACCGGCGCCGCCAACGCGCCAGCCGUACGGCGUGGGCGGCAACAAGGCCACGAACGUCUCGGCCUUUGCGGCCACGGCGAGGUCGACGACGCCGACGCCACCGCCAAUGUCCGCCUCGGCGGCGCCGCGUGCCGGGCCUGACUUUCGUGGUCUCGGCAACCAGGCGUACGUGCCUGAGGACACCUACUCCUCCAGCAGCGGCAUGGGCGCGCCCCGUACCGCAAGCGACGCUCUCUGGCAUGUCACGGAAGCCGCGCGCAGCCUGCAGCAGAGCGCUGCACAGGCGACCGGGGCAUUGGGAGAGGCGGUGAAGAACUUCCUGGAUGAUCUGUAG
This is a messenger RNA of Leishmania major strain Friedlin, 1299 nucleotides long. RefSeq lists its product as hypothetical. The record is from RefSeq and is a predicted model, not a curated record. Gene Ontology annotation, biological process: COPI coating of Golgi vesicle. NCBI's taxonomy places the organism in Eukaryota, Euglenozoa, Kinetoplastea, Trypanosomatida, Trypanosomatidae. Gene Ontology annotation, molecular function: GTPase activator activity. The transcript has a single exon. The coding region runs from base 1 to 1299 and encodes 432 amino acids.